AACAGUUCAACGUGGAGCACAGUGUUAAGAUGGAAUUCCAUGCUGUUAUCUGCUGUGGUAAGGGAACAGGACUGUCUCCGUUCUCCACUGUGAGAGAAUCCGGUAUUCCCAAGGCUCUGUUACCCAUUGGGAACAAGCCAAUGAUUGAAUAUGUCUUGGAAUGGUGCGACCAAGCUCCGUUUAGGGCCAUCACUGUGGUUUCCGAUUCUGAGAGUAAUGCUGCUAUCGAGGAGCUCCUGGAGAAGUAUCGCUCCAAGAGAUCGAAAGAGGCUCUUGUCUGUCCUAUUGGGACUGUGAAGUUUGACGGUGACGCAACGGGCGAGAUCCUGGAGGAGUUUAUUCAAGAUAUAGAGAACGCUGGUGAUUUCGUGCUGCUGCCGUGUGAUUUCAUCACCGAUCUACCACCGCAGGUGCUUAUCGAAGAAUAUAGAAACAGAGACGACGAAGACAUUGCAAUGAGUGUCCACUACCUCAAUAAAUUUGACAGCAUUGACAAGAAGAACUUGACUCAUUAUUAUACAGCUUAUUCCGAGGACCAACACCUUCUUGAUAUCUACUCCAAAGACAGUGUUGAGCAGUCGAAAUUCUUGGAGUUGAGAACUCAGAUGAUAUGGAGAUUCCCAAACUGUACAGUGUCUACAAAGCUAUUGGAUUCGUUCAUCUACUUCUUCUCACAAGCUGCCAUUUCAAUCAUCAAGAAGUACAUUGGUGAGUAUAAGAAUCAGUCCAUUACAAAGAUGGUUCGAGACCUUGCACGUCGCUCAUGGAGACAUUCUGAUCAGCUGGGCGGUAUAUCGCUCUUUACGCUGCCAAAGCAGUGCAACUUCAUAAGGGCCGACAACAUUCCUGCAUAUAUUGAAUCCAAUCGUUACAUAAUGAAGUUGAAAGCUAAAGAACAACAGCAGCCUGCACAGGCCAAGGAAAAGGGCGCUGCUACUGUUGGUGCUGACUCCGUCGUUGGUGAAAACACCCAACUUGGUGAACGUACCAGCGUGAAGAAGACCGUUGUCGGUAAAAACUGUAUCAUUGGUAACAGAUGCCGUCUGACCGGAUGCGUAUUACUAGAUAACAUUACACUACAAGACGAUGUUGUACUUGAGAACUGUGUCAUUGGCCAAGGCGCGACAGUAAACUCCAAGGCAAGACUUACGAAUUGUAACAUCGAGGGUGGCUAUAUCGUCAACAAGGCGUUCCAGGCAAAGGGUGAGACAUUGACCAAUCUCUUCAUUGCUGGCCAAGAAAGUGAGACCGAUAGCGAUGACGACGACUCUGAAGAAUACGACAGUUACGAAGAUGACUUCGAUGACGAUUUCGAAGAUGAUGGGCUGUUUGAACGUUGAAUCAACGCCCAUUCUUUUUGAUUCAGGGGCGGGGUUGAAGCCGUCU
Messenger RNA from Williopsis jadinii, 1386 nucleotides. RefSeq names its product translation initiation factor eIF2B subunit gamma (gene GCD1). Gene Ontology annotation, cellular component: guanyl-nucleotide exchange factor complex; eukaryotic translation initiation factor 2B complex. Gene Ontology annotation, biological process: biosynthetic process; cytoplasmic translational initiation. Bases 30 to 1340 code for a protein of 436 amino acids. The transcript has a single exon. The record is from RefSeq and is a predicted model, not a curated record. NCBI's taxonomy places the organism in Eukaryota, Fungi, Ascomycota, Saccharomycetes, Phaffomycetales, Wickerhamomycetaceae. Gene Ontology annotation, molecular function: translation initiation factor activity; guanyl-nucleotide exchange factor activity.